GUGCUGAUAUUAUGUAACCAGAGAAGAGGCGAAAGUUGAGGCAUCCAGAAAGGCUCUGUCUCUCCCAAUGGAGGGAACUGAAACCAUAGCGUCACCAACACGUCACAGUGACGCAACGACCCACAGCCAGGCAAGCCCGGCGUCUGCCCUCCAGCCCUGGCAAUGGUGCGAUACAGACACGCUGCCAGACCGCUCCUGAAGCAUUCCGCGAAGACACUCGUCCUUCUUCCUCCUGCUGGUGAAGACGCUGAUGUCAUCACCCGAGGCGACAGUGAACACGCAGAGAAUGUCAAUCCUUCGAGUGUGAUUACCUGAGAGUGGCGCUGCUCCUGAGAGACAUAAGGCAAGAGAGAAAGUAAAAAAAAUGCAAUGAGAUUUGUACUUAAUAUUUACAUGCAAGUAUACCUGGAGACAGACUGUGAGGUGAGGAGGAAAGUUCUGAACGGUGAGGAGUGAGAUGAGCAGGUGGCUGUUGGACACGACCACAAACCUUCGAAACCAGAGACUGAGGAAGGCUGAGAAAGACGGACUAAGUGGAAAGAUCUGGCCGCGCUGUCGCGCCUUGACGCUGAUAUAAUGAAGGAGCUUUGAGCGUGCAUGUGCGUGUUACUCAAGGCCCACCACACUCCGCUCCUUGGAAGAAAGAAAAGAGCCACUCAUAAGGACAGUGCGCCUGCUAUCACGCCCUUGGCUUCACCUCUGGGCGGGGAGAGGCUGUCAUUCCCUCGUCUCCUUGUUUCUUUGUUGUGAUGCGCUGACUUGACCAAGGAGACGUGCAUGUCUGGCGUGUGUCUGCGUCAGGAGGGCUGGAGGUUCGCCGCGCACUCACCAGAGUACACCAUUUGUCCUUAACCUUGAGGGAGUGUGUGGCUUGGUGACUUGGUGCAGGCUUCCCUAAUCUGCCCGUAGCAACAGGUGUGGUAGAAUGCCGGUGGUGCGGCAAGGGAGGCCACCUGACGGAGGAUGGGGCUGGAUGGUCAUCGCUGGCGCCUUCCUCACUCUGUUUGUCCUCGCCGUGUUCUCCCUCGGGUACUCCAUCUUGUUCUCGGAGUUCCUGAUGUCCCAUGGCGCCUCGUCCGCCACCAUUGCCUGGAUCUUCAACCUUCACGUCUUUUUGUGGAACGCGGUGGGGGUGUUCACGGGUCCCCUCACUAAAGAGAUGGGCUUCAGGAAGGUCAGCAUGAUCGCCACCUUCCUUGCCAGCAUCUCGCUCUUCUUCCUCGUCUUCGCGGACUCCAUUUGGUACCUCCUAGUGUUCUACGCGCUAGCAGGGCUGUUUGGAGGCCUGGGCGCCAAGCCGUGCUACCUGCUUCUCACCUUGUACUUUGACCGCAAGCGUGGCCGCGCCAACGCUUUCCUCAUGUCCGGGGUUUGCAGCGCGCAGUUCGUGGGUCCCCUGCUGAUCCGCUAUCUGCUGGCGGAGUACUCCCUGAAGGGCGCCACGCUCAUCAUCUCCGGCAUCGUAUUCAACAGCCUGGUGGGCACGGCACUGUACCAGCCCGUGGAGUGGCACCUCAAGAAGGACGAGGAGGAAGACUCCCUCAAGGAUGAGCUGACGGGAGACAAGGAGUUGGGCGAGGCAGACCCUGACGCGGGGGUGACGGAUGAGAUGCGGUCGAGGGAGGCGUUGAGGCGCAAAAAGUUCGGGGAGAGUUUGUCCCGCCGGCCCAGCGAGAUGUCCAUGCUGUCCCUGGCGGUGUCCAACAUCGACCUGUCCAGCAUCCCGCCCUCCAGCCGCCGCGCCUCCUUCUCCCUGGAGACCACUGACGGCGAGGACGCGGGUGGCUUCUUGACGGCGACGGCGAGGGUGGUGAGGACCGUGGUGGCUGACUUCAAGGUCCUCAAAUCCCUGCGCGCUCUUAUCAUCGUGAUGGGCGGCGUGUUCACCGUCAGCGCCUACCUCAACUUCCUCAUGAUGGCGCCCUUCGCCAUCCAGCACCUCGGCUACUCCCUCUCAGAGGCCGCCUGGUGCAUGUCCAUGGCCGCCAUCGCUAACUUCGCGGCGCGCCUCGUCACCUCCGGCCUCUCUGACCAAGCGUGGUUCAACAUCCGCUACGCCUACAUGUCCGGCGCCAUCAUCAUUAGCUUCACCACCGCCGUGUUUGGCUUCCUGCAGGACCUCACGCACAUCCAGGUGGCCAUGGCGGUGUGGGGCUGCGGGGUGGGCAUCAACAUUUCCCUCAUCGUGCUCCUCAUGCCUCACUUCAUGGGCGCUGAGAAGACGCCCGCUGUGUUUGGCGUUCAUUCUCUCUUCUUAUCAUUCUCCUUGAUAACAAUCGGGCCUAUUUUUGGACUGGUGAGGGACUGGAGUAAAAGCUACACGGUGACAAUGUUAGUCAUGGGCAUCACAGCUGGGUUGAGUGUCCUUCUGUGGUGCCUCAUGCCCGCCGCCAUCGCCCAUGACAAGAGAAUCGAGGAGGAACAGGGGAGGAAGGAGCAGGAGGAGGCGGAGAGGAAGGUGUGACGUUGCAGUUGUUAGCCUUUCCUGCAUUGAGACGAGCGUGUCCUGCCUCGCCCUCCUCGCCAUGUGUUGUACAGUACUUGUAUUGAGUGUGUGGCGAGAACUGUAAGACUGUGAGCAAAGGUGAGUGGUUGCCAGGCGAGUGUGUGUGUGUGUGUGUGUGUGUGUGUGUGUGUGUGUGUGUGUGUGUUCCUAACAGAAUAUAUCAGUGGAAUGGCAGUGCAUGUAUGUAACGUAAUGGUGUCUCGUGACCUUCUUGUGUAUAAACUGCAUUCAUUGAACUCGCUCUCUCCAGUGGAAGGAGCACCAUUGUGAUAUUAUGAACUUAUCACCGCUGAUAUUAUAAACUCUCUAUUUGGA
Portunus trituberculatus (swimming crab) is the source of this 2821-nucleotide messenger RNA. Its product is annotated as monocarboxylate transporter 9-like. Gene Ontology annotation, biological process: transmembrane transport; monocarboxylic acid transport. The record is from RefSeq and is a predicted model, not a curated record. Lineage: Eukaryota; Metazoa; Arthropoda; Malacostraca; Decapoda; Portunidae. Gene Ontology annotation, molecular function: monocarboxylic acid transmembrane transporter activity. The transcript has 9 exons. Bases 926 to 2464 code for a protein of 512 amino acids.